Molecule: messenger RNA, 879 nt
Organism: Emiliania huxleyi CCMP1516
Lineage: Eukaryota; Haptophyta; Isochrysidales; Noelaerhabdaceae
Exons: 5
Coding region: 1-879 (292 amino acids)
Biological process (GO): protein ubiquitination
Cellular component (GO): cytoplasm
Molecular function (GO): aldehyde-lyase activity; ubiquitin-protein transferase activity
Source: RefSeq, a predicted model, not a curated record
AUGAGCGACCCGGUGAUGGCGGCGGACGGGCAUGCUUACGAGCGGACGGCGAUCGAGCGCUGGCUCGCGACCAAGUCGACGAGCCCGAUGACUGGCGGCGAGCUUGAGCACAUGGAUGGGCCUCUCCCCGCACCACAUGCUGCGCCGGAUGCAUCCAGGAAGCAGGUUGUGCGGCGUUUUAUGGGGGUCGCGCCGUCCGGCGCGCGCGCCAAGAUCGCCGCCUGGAUCGUCGGCGGCUCACCGCUGUACACCGAGGUCAUCGCACGGCAAGGCUUUGACGCCGUCGUGGUGGACCAGCAGCACGGCACCGGCGAGGUGGUGCCGCUGCUGCAGGCGAUCGACGCCGCGCGCGACGCGGCAGGUAACGCGCCGCUCGCCGUCGUCCGCAUCGAAGAGCUCUCCGACGGCGCGAUCGCCAAGGCGCUCGACGCCGGCGCCGCCGCCCUCAUCUGCCCGAUGAUCAACUCGGUGGAGGAGUGCGAGGCCUUUGUGCGAGCGACCAAAUUCCCACCCGCCGGGCACCGGUCGUACGGCCCACACCGCGCAGCGCUGGGGUGGGAGGGCAGCCGGGGCGACUGGACUCGGGCGUCGAACACGUGCGUGCAGAGCGCGCUCGAGGACCUGGACGCGAUCCUGAGCGUGGACGGGCUCAGCGGCAUCUUCGUCGGGCCUAACGACUUGGGCCUUGCGCUCGGCCACGACCCGACCGACUCGCCCGAGGGAGAGGUGCUGGAGGCGGCGGCCAUCUUUUGCGCCGACCCCGCCACCGCGCGCCGCAUGGCCGACGAGGGUUUCGACCUCGUCGUCGCCGGGAUCGACCUGGGAUGGGCUGCGAGCGGCGCGGCCAGCGCUCUCGCGGGAGUAAGGGGCGCGUCCUAA